UUUAGCCAAUCACAGUCCGUACUUUGAAAUGGACGCGUCUAUCCACCAAUCACAUUAUUGCUUGGGCGCCUAAAGUCACACCAUAUCCGGUGGAUCUUAUCAGGGAGUUUCGAGUCGACUUCGUUGAGUCACCGAUCGCGAGCUAGGAUCACACUUGAGCAACCAUGGUGAAAAUCUUCAUUGGGAACCUGUCUCAGCACACUGAGAAGGAGGACGUGGAAGCUCUCUUUACCAAAUAUGGCACAGUGACAGAAUGUGCAAAGUACAAAAAUUAUGCCUUUGUCCACAUGGAUGACCGCAAGUCAGCCACCAAAGCCAUCCGUGAGCUCCAUCUCCAUAAGCUGGAUGGCAGGCCCAUCAACGUGGAGCCCAGCAGAGGGAAGAACCAGGGCCCUGUGAAGCUCCACAUUGCCAAUGUAGAAAAGGGCUUUGACGAUGAGCUGCGAGCCAUGUUUGAAGAGUAUGGCACAGUGAAAGAGUGUGCCAUUGUCAAGAACUUUGCCUUUGUUCACAUGGAUAACUCUGAUGAGGCCAUGGAUGCCAUAAAGGGCCUGGAUAACACAGAGUUUCAAGGAAAGCGCAUACACGUUCAGAUAUCAAAAAGCAGACCCAAAGGUGGACCCGAGGAGGAGGACGACUAUCCGCCCCCACCGAACAGAGGAGGCUAUUAUCCCCCUCCCCGCUACCCGGGGGAGAGGCCCGAGCCUCCGUACAGAGAUCCCAGAGAUCACAGAGAUCCCAGAGAUCACAGAGAUCUCCGGGAUCCCCGCGAUCGCAUGUCUGCGUACGCCCCUCCACCCCUGCCCCCGCCACCCCCUCCCCCAAGACGAGCAUCUUACCACGACCGUGGCUACGGCGAGCGAGAGGACUACGCCAUGGUGGAUUACUACGAGAAAUACAGAGCCCGCCCCUACAGCAUGGGCGGAUACGAUGACAGGCGUUCCAACGCCCCUCCUCCUCCGCCACCCCCCUCGGCACUGGUAAGGGAACGUCUCUCUAUGGGGGCUCCUGACCCGUACGAGCGCCGCCCCCUCCCCCCUCCAUCCUACAUGUCUAGAGAUCGAAGCCCGAUCAGACGUGCCCCCCCUCCGCCUCCUCCAUCAGCCGGUAACGGGUACUCAUACGAGCGUUCCAGGCUCUCCCCGCUGUCCAGGGCUCCCAUGUACGCGCCUCAGAUGUACGCAGCCCACCGCCCCAGGGACCCCUACGCAGAGAGAGGGCCCCCGCCUCCACCACCACCCCCCCGAUAUGCGGGCUACUAGGCAUCCGGAGGGUCAUUCAAG
Messenger RNA from Gymnodraco acuticeps, 1283 nucleotides. RefSeq names its product RNA-binding protein 4B-like. Gene Ontology annotation, biological process: mRNA splicing, via spliceosome. Gene Ontology annotation, cellular component: nuclear speck. Gene Ontology annotation, molecular function: mRNA binding. Lineage: Eukaryota; Metazoa; Chordata; Actinopteri; Perciformes; Bathydraconidae. The record is from RefSeq and is a predicted model, not a curated record.